GGGGUCUUACGCAUGCGUAUUUCACUAAAUCAGCAUGUUGCAUUGUUGACACUAAGAGGAAAUUCCAGAGAGAGAAGAAAGGUUCUGGAUUGACAAAAGCAUUUUACAAUGGGUGUGGCAGGGCCUAUUUCUACAGAUAAAAUGUAAAAAGUUCAAAAGAAGAAGACCAUUUCAAAACCAUCAACCAAUCAUCCACAAAAAAACAUUGCAAAACUGUAAUUCUAAACCACUGAAUACCACCACAAUCUAGCCUACUUACACCCAGAAAAACCAUUCACCAGUUUCCAGUACCAUACAAAUUUGGUGAACCAUGCAGAAUUAUUCCACAUCCUGACAAGACACUGGUCUGUACCUGAGCAAUAAUCAUGAAGUCAGAGGUUUUGUUGAAUUCAGCUUCUAGGAAACAGAAUAAAAAGAGGCAGAUUUUGAUGCAAGAAGAAAAUGGGAAUGAGAGUGGAGACAAGCCUCGGAGUGACUUUGAUACGUGUAAUGUACUGAGUAUGACGAAAUGUAUCAAACUUUCAGGAAAUCUCCUCUCAGAUUCUAAAUCCAGUAACAGUCACGUGAGUGAAGAGUUAGGACAUGGAUUGGAGGUAGUCCCAGAGAAUCGAACACCGUCCCUGUCGUGUGACCCCCCACUCUCGUUCGGAAUGCUAACAAACUUCCAGGCGGACCAUUUAUUUACAAAUAAGCAUAAUACAUCUUAUGAUGCUAAUAUAAGAGCAGCUUCACCAGAAUUGAGCUACAGUGAUAUUGUCCACAAUCUCUCUGUUACUUCUCCAAAUUUUAGAAUUUCAAAUAAUGUCCAUCAUACAGACCUACAAAUAAAUACCCUCGACACCCAGGGGUUUCCAGGACCCUUAGCAGCUGCAUCCCCACUGAUCCCAACACCCACAAUAUCAGAGGAUUCACAAAAUACAUCCCAGUCCAGUAAUGGUUCUCCUACCAGUGGUUUUCCGUACCUUAGGCUGUACCCUAAGGAUAAGGAGGACUCUCCCCCCAGGGUACAGUUCCACCAGUGUCGAUGGAUGCACUGCGACAGCAAGUUCCUCAAAAUGGACGACCUUGUCAACCAUGUCAAUGACCAGCAUGUCAAGGUUGAGAGACCUGAUAUAGACUAUCAGUGUAAAUGGGAAGGUUGUCCUAGAAGAGGGAAGGGAUUCAAUGCGAGGUACAAAAUGCUUAUCCAUAUAAGGACCCACACCAAUGAAAAGCCUCAUAGCUGUGCUUUAUGUGGAAAAUGCUUUUCUCGCUUAGAGAAUCUUAAGAUUCACAACAGAUCCCACACAGGAGAGAAGCCCUAUAUCUGUCCUUUUGAAGGAUGCAACAAAGCAUACUCAAAUUCUAGUGACCGAUUCAAGCAUGUUCGAACUCACCAAGAGGAGAAGCCAUACAUCUGUAAAAUGCCAGGCUGCAACAAACGUUAUACUGAUCCAAGCUCUCUACGCAAACAUGUCCGCACUCAUGGACAUUACUUCAAUGGUGAAAAUGAUAGCAAGAGUUCCAAAUCAAAAUCUCCUGAACUGCGGAGGUCGCCGCCAGAAAAUCCGUCUCCGCCCAUUUCCUCCAAUCCCUCUCCCACCAGCGUUAAUCAGAAAUUAUACAGCAUUCCUACGAGCUGCAUUCUUCAACAAAGCAUGCCAGCUCAUUAUAUGUCUCCUCAUGGAAUAUUUCCCUCCAAUCCAAUGUUGUCGUCUGCCGUCCUUACUGGGGGACUACAGUCAAUGUCGAUUCCAGCAGCUGACAGCUUGGUGACCGUGUCUCCGAGCUCUCCCAUCAAACUGGACAUUGAAAGUGAUAAACUGUCCCUGGAAACCAAAUGCCAGGAUGGACCUCUGGACCUGACAACCAGCAGUCCGUCUACGGGAUCUGAUGUGGAUGUUGGAGAUAGAGAUGGUCCACACUUUCAGAACGUUAACUCCUCCAUGCAUAGUGCCUUGUUUGAGGAUGAGUGAUCAGCAAUGUUAUUUUUUGUCUCAUAGCUCUGGGGUAAUUUUUAAAAAGGGAAAGAAAAACUUGUUAGGAAACUUCUGCCUUGCAAAACUAUGUAUUUUACUUGUAUAUUUUUUUUUCUUUAUUUAUGACAUGAAGGCAGUUGCUUCCAUUUAUUUAUUUUCUCCGUCCAUGUUUUUACGAACACUAGAAUUAUGUGUGAUUUUUUUUUUAUUUAAAUGUAUUUUAAUAAUGUGUAUUGAAUUACAACUGUGACUUUCUUGUCGCAAGCAACGAAGAUUUCUACCUAACAGUAUUAUUGCAAUAAUCAUGUCUAAUUGUUAAUUAAGGUAGCUAGCUUGACAGUUUGGAUAUAUACAUGUACGUAUCAUUCCUGCAUGCACACAAAAAUUUCAGCUUAAUGAUCUUCACAGCAUUGUUUUUCUAGAGCAAUCUUAGGUUGAUAUACAUCUUUGUAUCAUACAUUUUUUGUUGUUUUCCUAUCUGUUUGGUAUUGAUUUUGUGCAUAAUUCUACAUUGUAUUGUAUAUCUUAUAUUUAUAUUAAGUAUUUUACCGAAAGGGAAAUAUUUUAGACAAAGUGAAAAUUUAUGCAAAAUUUCAAAACUUGAGUACAACACGUAAGAAUGAUACACUGUAGUUGGUGACAUGGUUUAUGUACUAGGGCUUGUUUCUAAUUUGUUGAAUUUUAUAGAAAUUUACAGAGCCUCCAGAAAGGAUCAAGAUGCAUGUGUAUAGAGAUCCAUGAUUCAAAACAAAUUUUAUGAUUUAAGCUUCUUUUCAGAGUUCAUGGAAAAAACAACCUUAGUUUGUAACAUCAUAAAGAAAAAGUGUCUGACAUCUAUCCCAUUACUUGCCUAUUUUCCUCAUUGUCUUUUGAUGCAGGCAGUAUUUUAGUGUACAGUUUGUCAAUGAACAUUUCUAAAAAGAAUUUCAGAGGAUAUAUAGGCCACUUUAUGUACAGACUUUGAUGCAUCAGUUUUAAUAUGACAUGUGUCAUGAUCAAAAGUAUUUAAACCAAAUUCAUGUAAUUUACUCAUGCAUUCUCCUAUAUUGGUGUUCUGUUUAUUCCUAUUAGUUUAUUUUUAUAAUAUUUAUUAAAUGCCACAAAGUUCAUUUCAUUAAGGUUCAUUACCCCUGUGAUAAGGGAAAUCACUCUUAUUAACAAUAAGGCUACAUUCCCAAUAGUUUGAGAGACAGAUGAUGUUUAAUAUACAGUAAAGCCUGGAUAUAGGGAACACUUGAGGAUGUCAGUAGUUUUUGUGUUUCUAAUGAUUUUGAUUAUCUAGUUGAUAUUUUGUACUUCUUUGUAACACAUUACAACUAUGAUAUAAACAGGCCUCCACUGUAAGUAUGCUCACUUCAUACAUUCUUUACUGUUCUAAAUGUCCCUGUUUGCAUUUCAAAAUGAACAGGUGUUGAUUGUUCAUUAAAUAUAUAUUUUAAUCAAAAGUGCUAUAUCAGAGUGCUAAAAAGAGUAAUCUCUGAAAAUGUUUGGUAAACUUCAAAAUAUAUUUCACAACUAUGAUUACUUGCACAUAUGGGAAUAUUUUUUCAAGGAUAUGAAUUAAAUUUAUACCUAAAAAUAUUAGCAUAAUAUAUCAGGUAAUGAUGAAGUUUGAAGGGAAUUAAGGAGUUUUAUUAAGAUUAAGGGAUUGAUAAAUGUCAGAAUGACCAUUAUAUGUACUUUAAAAAAAGAUCAAGUGGAAUUAAAAUGUGUAAGUUAAGAUAAAAUUAUAGGAGAAGAUUCUCCCAAUUCUUUGAUUAUACUAUUGAUAGGGACUUUCAGUAAAUAUGACUUCAGUGACUCAGGUUAGCGUUGUGGCCCUUGGCCUUCUUGAUUUAUGUUGGGAUACUUGUUUCUGUGUAAGACUUCACAUCAUAUUCAUCUCUUUUACAUAAUGCAUCACCCAGGCACACAUCUUAGAAAUAAACUCAUAGCCUAAUUUGAAAGCUGGAUGUGUUUCUGGUAAAUAUUUUCUUAAAAGUUUAAAUUACUUGGAAUGGGACAAUAAUUCAUUUUCAUUGUGUCAGCACCCAAUACCUUUCAUAGAUCUAAGCUAAAUAAUUGUGCCAAACAAUUCAUCUUGCAUUCCAAACAUAUUAUAGAAUUAAACUUUAUGUCUUUCUCAAAAAAAAAUAUUGAAAGCAUAAUGAAGUUUAAGGAUAAAUAACACAAACAGAUUUUUUUUACGGAAAUCAGCAAUAGAUCAAAGAGUUCUCAUGGAUCUAUAUUCAGAUAGGUACCCUGAAUAAUUUCUGCCAAGCACAGUGGGAGAAAAUUGUAAUAUUUUGUUACAGUGUUAAAAAUAUGUGCAAAAUUUUGGUAUAGAAUUACAUAAGAAGAUAUACAAAGUCACAUGUCUAAGAACCAUAGAAAAUAUGGAUUUCCUUAUAUUUUAGGGUUGUGUUAUUUAAGUCAUUUCUAUUUAAAAACAGUCAAAAAUAUACAUCAAUCCAUACAUCAAAUCUUUGUGUUAUGUAUCCUUAAGAUUUUAUUUUGUAAUUCUUGCCUAUCACAGGAUGUGUGUAGGAUUCCUCUCUCUUCUCAGUUGUAUAGGUGCUAUAUAUGAUAAAGCAUUUAGUGACAAAUGAACUCGUUUAUUUGUUGUGAUACAUUGUUUUGGAUUAAAUAAAUGAAUUAUAUCUGUUAUAA
This is a messenger RNA of Saccostrea cuccullata (small rock oyster), 4607 nucleotides long. RefSeq names its product zinc finger protein ZIC 3-like. The record is from RefSeq and is a predicted model, not a curated record. Gene Ontology annotation, cellular component: nucleus. Bases 366 to 1955 code for a protein of 529 amino acids. Gene Ontology annotation, molecular function: DNA-binding transcription factor activity, RNA polymerase II-specific; RNA polymerase II cis-regulatory region sequence-specific DNA binding. The transcript has 9 exons. Lineage: Eukaryota; Metazoa; Mollusca; Bivalvia; Ostreida; Ostreidae. Gene Ontology annotation, biological process: regulation of transcription by RNA polymerase II.